Vicia villosa (hairy vetch) is the source of this 1328-nucleotide messenger RNA. RefSeq lists its product as uncharacterized. Lineage: Eukaryota; Viridiplantae; Streptophyta; Magnoliopsida; Fabales; Fabaceae. The transcript is spliced from 4 exons. Bases 102 to 860 code for a protein of 252 amino acids. The record is from RefSeq and is a predicted model, not a curated record.
CAAAAAUUGAAAAAGUUGAAACAAAUCAAAAGCUCUUUCCUUUCUCAGAAUCACUUCUCAUUGUCUCGCUGGUUCAACUUGAAGAACCAAAGUCACCAACGAUGGAUGUUGAAAACCAAAAUCCAGAUUCAAGCUUUCCGUUCUGGAAACCCGUUCCUCGCAGGUUCCAACCCGAUUCACCUUUCUUCGCUAUCGGUAACCUCGAACGGGAACUUCUUGUCAAACAGGUUGCGUUGGAAUUUACAGAAGAGAAGGAACAGAUUGAGAGUUUUAUACAAGAAGAUGAUAGGGAAGUCUUCUGUCCUAUUGUUGGGUGUGGAGCGCGUUUGGCUUCAAUGGAUGACUUCGAAAAUCACUAUAAUGCAAGACAUACUGCAUCCUGUUCUGUGUGUUCUAGAGUCUAUCCAACGUCACGUUUGCUCAGCAUACAUGUAUCCGAAGCUCAUGAUUCUUUCUUUCAGGCAAAAGUUGCACGCGGCUAUGACAUGUAUGAAUGCUUAGUGGAAGGGUGUGGUUUGAAAUUCAAAAGCUACAAAAGUAGGCAGCAGCAUCUGGUCGACAAGCAUAAAUUCCCGACAUCGUUUGAGUUUUUCAAGAAGGCUCUGCCGUCAAGAAAACAGAGGAUGAAGUCUCAGCGCAAAAAACCUUCUCAUAAGGAGGAUACUUCAGGAAUGAUGGAAGUGGAAAAUGCAGCCAUGGAUGACCUUGUCUCAGCAGUCUCUAGAUUGAAUACAACGGACUCCACUCCUUCCUCUAUCAGCUUUGGUCGUCGUAAUACCAAAGGCUUGUCAUUUGUCCCUCGGGCUGUUCAGCAUGGGAAGGGGUCAAACUCGGGUUCAUCCGUAACUAAGAGAUCAUAAGCUUCCACUUUAACCAAAUUACUUUUUUGAUUGCCGAUUGAUUGAUCGAUCUUCGGAUGCUGUCCCAUUACAAAAUCUCUGCGUGUCUUCUUUCCCAAGGCUGAAGAAGCUGAUAAACUUGAGGAUUGGAAAAUAGAAUCAUGCUGGAAGAUAUAGUAUAAAUCUUUUUGUGCUCUCGUAUGCUGUAUUUAUCGAACUGUCAGAUCUUGCUCAACCAGUUAUUAACACUCGCGUGAAUGCGUGAUUUUUUCAAAUGCUGGGAAUCUAAUUGCAGGGAAGACAUCCCAAGCCAUCAUGGGUAGUUUUUUUCCUCUUUAUCUUAGUUCCUUUUAAGGGUCAAUGUUAGGGGUGGGAUCAAAUGAAAAUAUGAUGGAGAGGAUUUCAAAUGAAAAGGAAAUGUAUUAUAAAUCCUACAUCAACAAUUCAUUUGACUUUUGGAUUGAAAAGUUGCAUAUUUUGUUAGUUCAA